Penicillium salamii is the source of this 657-nucleotide messenger RNA. Lineage: Eukaryota; Fungi; Ascomycota; Eurotiomycetes; Eurotiales; Aspergillaceae. The record is from the annotation of a GenBank genome assembly.
AUGUCGGAAUUUAGUCAGAAUGGUUCGUAUCUCCUGAUUUUACGGUCGUUCUGUGCUCACAGCAGACUAGAUAAAGACUUCGAUCUCAGCAUUCGCGAACUCCGGCGAGAGUCUUCUCCUAUAUCGGCGCCGGUUUUAUCUCUUUAUGCAGAUAACGAAGAUGGUGGGCUGGAUUUACCAAAUGUAGCAGAGCCUGGGGCCCAUGAGGCUCAAGGACCGCUCUCGGUCGAAUGCUUCUUCCACAGCAACUACGAGGACCAGUCGGGCUUCAAGUGGACUGGUCCGCAUCCUCUCUCCAUAUCUACUCUAACCGAUGACCUCUUCCUUUACAUUUCAGCAUUUUUUCCUUCCGAGGAGGUCUACUGGAUAGAGUUCCGACUCGCACGAGUUGAUCAAUCAACCGGCGAAACGGUAGGAGAGCAUCUAUUCUUCCUGCCAAGGACUGAAACCAUCAUGGGAAACUUGCACCGGAUGCGUGAGCAGGUGGUGGACAUGGUCUCCCAAACUGCUUUUGGAGCCGCAGCCCCGUUUUUCCGAUUGUCUUUGUGGCCGCGAAUGGAACCUCUGCCUUAUUCUGGUCACUCGACCCUUUCCCCGCUAGCAACACUACCCAUGAUGCCAUCUCUGGAUCCAUCAUUUUGUGUAAUCUUCCGGUAG